GAGAGAGAGAGUCAGAGAGAGAGAGAGAAGUGUAGAAGUUUCAGAGAGAGAGAGAGAGAGGGGUACUGAAAAGAGCUUCCAAUGGCGGCGAGGGGCUUAUUGCUGAAGCAUCUGAGAGUGCAAGUCCAGGCCGUGCCUCAAAACCCUAGCUCCACUGGCUCUCUGUUACUGUCAUCUUUCCACGCGUUACGCCGCCGUUUCUUCUCGGAGGAGGUCAGGGGCUCCUUCCUCGACAAGUCCGAGGUCACCGAUCGUGUUAUCUCCGUUGUCAAGAACUUCCAGAAAGUUGAUCCCGCCAAGGUUACUCCAAUUGCUCAUUUCCAGAAUGAUCUUGGGCUAGACAGUUUAGACGCCGUUGAACUUGUGAUGGCUCUUGAAGAAGAAUUUAGAUUUGAGAUACCUGACAACGAAGCAGACAAGAUUAGCUCCAUUAGUCUUGCUGUUGAUUUUAUUGCUUCUCAUCCUCAGGCAAAGUGAGGGAGAAUCUUGAAGCCUCGUUUUUAAAUUUCUCUCGUUUCUUUUUAAGGUCUAGCCGCAGUUAAACCAUUGGUUCUUUUUCACUUUACCGGUUUUGUCCCCUUUCCAUAAAUGCCGGUUGGAUUUUGGAUUCCUUUGUUUAAAGAACUUCAAUGUUGCUUGUUUCUUUUAUGAAAACAAACCGUGAUGGUUUGAUGAGUAAACUGCGGUAAUACAAAAUACAAAUAUUUUUAGUCCA
Molecule: messenger RNA, 715 nt
Organism: Morus notabilis
Lineage: Eukaryota; Viridiplantae; Streptophyta; Magnoliopsida; Rosales; Moraceae
Product: acyl carrier protein 2, mitochondrial
Exons: 2
Coding region: 82-477 (131 amino acids)
Biological process (GO): fatty acid biosynthetic process
Cellular component (GO): mitochondrion
Molecular function (GO): acyl binding; acyl carrier activity
Source: RefSeq, a predicted model, not a curated record